AUGCCGGUCUCCCAACUCUUGCAAUCCCCUCUCACCGAGGCCGCGCCUGCACCUCCUAUUGUUCGCGGAAGCGCUCCUGUCAUUCCACAAAAUGCAUCCGCCGCUGUCGCUCAAGCACACGCUGGAAGGCGGUCCGCAGUCGCGCAGGCCAGCGCUGGGCAGAACCAGGGUCUCGCUGCGCUCAGCUGGCUGCAGCAAGUUGCUGGCGCCGCCAGCACUGGUCAGCAGCAGGGAAGCGGCUCGCCAAGCUACGGGCUGCAGCAAGGUGCUGGCGCCGCCAGCACUGGUCAGCAGCAGGGAAGCGGCUCGCCAAGCUACGGGCUGCUGCAAGGUGCUGGCGCCGCCAGCACUGGUCAGCAGCAGGGAAGCGGCUCGCCAAGCUACGGGCUGCAGCAAGGUGCUGGCGCCGCCAGCACUGGUCAGCAGCAGGGAAGCGGCUCGCCAAGCUACGGGCUGCAGCAAGGUGCUGGCGCCGCCAGCACUGGUCAGCAGCAGGGAAGCGGCUCGCCAAGCUACGGGCUGCAGCAAGGUGCUGGCGCCGCCAGCACUGGUCAGCAGCAGGGAAGCGGCUCGCCAAGCUACGGGCUGCAGCAAGGUGCUGGCGCCGCCAGCACUGGUCAGCAGCAGGGAAGCGGCUCGCCAAGCUACGGGCUGCAGCAAGGUGCUGGCGCCGCCAGCACUGGUCAGCAGCAGGGAAGCGGCUCGCCAAGCUACGGGCUGCAGCAAGGUGCUGGCGCCGCCAGCACUGGUCAGCAGCAGGGAAGCGGCUCGCCAAGCUACGGGCUGCAGCAAGGUGCUGGCGCCGCCAGCACUGGUCAGCAGCAGGGAAGCGGCUCGCCAAGCUACGGGCUGCAGCAAGGUGCUGGCGCCGCCAGCACUGGUCAGCCGCAGGGAAGCGGCUCGCCAAGCUACGGGCUGCAGCAAGGUGCUGGCGCCGCCAGCACUGGUCAGCAGCAGGGAAGCGGCUCGCCAAGCUACGGGCUGCAGCAAGGUGCUGGCGCCGCCAGCACUGGUCAGCAGCAGGGAAGCGGCUCGCCAAGCUACGGGCUGCAGCAAGGUGUUAAUCAGCCCAUUGCCAAUGUGCCACCAGGCUAUGCUUCAACGUGCGCAGCCAUGCACCACGCCAACGCUUUCGAAGAAGUGGUGCUGGAAGAGGCGUACCACCAUGUUGGAGCGAAUGUACUUGUCCCCAACCCCGUGGAUGAUUGUGCCCCUGGCCACGUUGGUGACCAAAUCGCAGCAGCAGAUGACCAUAUGGCGGAGAUCCGCGAGUUGAAGCGUAAGCUGAAAGAGAAGGAAAACGAGAACCAGCUCCUUCGCCGGCGUUCUCCGGGAUCCUCUAGCGGUGCAUCCGGAAAUGACACCAACCGAGUGGAUAGCAUUGUUCGGACCGAGGCAGCUGCCCCUGGACCAUUAACGAGUGCCCCACACCCCCCCCAGGUAAGCCUAGCCGUGAAUAGCAUGACUUACUAUCAUCUCCAAUAUUAG
Closterium sp. Naga37s-1 is the source of this 1488-nucleotide messenger RNA. NCBI's taxonomy places the organism in Eukaryota, Viridiplantae, Streptophyta, Zygnematophyceae, Desmidiales, Closteriaceae. The record is from the annotation of a GenBank genome assembly.